Larimichthys crocea (large yellow croaker) is the source of this 9950-nucleotide messenger RNA. It is a transcript of the gene lingo3b, whose product is annotated as leucine rich repeat and Ig domain containing 3b. Gene Ontology annotation, molecular function: protein binding. Lineage: Eukaryota; Metazoa; Chordata; Actinopteri; Sciaenidae. The record is from RefSeq and is a predicted model, not a curated record. The transcript is spliced from 4 exons. The coding region runs from base 720 to 2588 and encodes 622 amino acids. Gene Ontology annotation, cellular component: plasma membrane.
GACUCCCUAAGCUGUACGCCCUGCAGCACACGAAAUUGUGAAUCCAAACAGCUGGAGCAGGAGCAGCUAGACAGUGACUGAGUAAAGGGAGGGAGGGUGGAGAGCAGAGGGAGAGAGAGAGAGAGAGAGAGGGAGAGAGAGAGAGAGAGAUGAAAAGCAUGCCAAGCGAGAGAGAGGCGCUCAUACUGAAGGAGGCAGAGGCAACAGCUACAGCAACAGCAUACUCCCUUCCCCAUCCUCCCUCUCCUUUCUCAUAAUCCCACAUCCACACCGGGGGAGAUGGAGGGCACCCUGACCCACUGAGGAGCCCGGUCUGAAGGAGAAUCUCACAUCAUCCUCCAUCCUGUGAAUGCCUGGAUCUUUUUUUUUUUCCUUUUUUUUUUUUUGGACAAUAACCAACAAGGAGUAAAAGAAGGUGUGUGUACACACGAGCCUGUCGGCGGGAGGGAGGGAGGGAGACGGAGAGAAAAGAGGGGGAUGAGUGACAGGUUUGGUACAGCUGCUGAUGCCAGGGUCUCAGAGUGAGACAGACUGAAAGGGGGACCUGAGGAGCGAAGGGCAGGCACAUGUGGAGCAACUCGUGGGCCAAGAGGACAGGAAAAUAGAUUCACAUACACACAGAGCUGGACAGAUGAGGAGGCAUCUGGGACCACACUUCAGUCCUGGGUGUAUGGUGCACUGACCCUGCCUGACAGGCGAGGAGUCAGAGGACCAGGGCCAUGAUUGACUCUCCUGGCCCUGGUGGGCGUGCCUUAGUGCCAUGGCCGAGGGUGUGGCGAUGGGUCCUGGGUGCUUCUCUGGUUGCCAUAAUAACAAUGACGCUACCAGGAAGUAGCCAGGCCUGUCCGCCACGGUGCGAGUGCUCGGCUCAGCUGAGGUCAGUGUCGUGCCAACGGCGGCGGCUCACUAAUAUCCCAGAGGGCAUCCCCACAGAGACACAGCUUCUGGACCUCAGCAAGAACCGGCUUCGCUGGGUGCAAGCAGGUGACCUGGCACCAUAUCCACGGCUUGAGGAAGUGGACCUCAGUGAGAACCUCAUCGCCACACUGGAGCCCAAUGCCUUCGCCACCCUCCAGAGUCUUAAAGUGCUGAAGUUACGGGGGAACCAGCUGAAGCUAGUGCCCAUGGGGGCCUUUGCCAAGCUGGGGAAUCUGACCAGCCUGGACCUGAGUGAGAACAAGAUGGUGAUUUUAUUGGACUACACCUUCCAGGAUCUGAGGAGUCUGAAACAUUUGGAGGUUGGAGACAACGACCUGGUUUAUAUAUCCCACAAGGCAUUCUCAGGGCUGCUGGGACUUGAAGAUCUCACAAUAGAGCGCUGCAACCUGACGUCCAUCUCUGGCCAGACGCUGUCUUACCUUCGCAGCCUGGUCACCCUUCGCCUCCAUCACCUUAGCAUCAUUGCCCUGGAGGACCAAAACUUCCGCAAGCUCUCCAAUCUGCGGGGUCUAGACAUCGAUCACUGGCCAUACCUGGAGUACAUCUCCCCUCUUAGUUUCCAGGGCCUGGACCUCCACUGGCUUUCAAUCACUAACACCAACAUCACCUCUGUCCCUUCUGCUUCCUUCAAGAAUCUGGUGCACCUCACCCACCUCAACCUGUCCUACAAUCCCAUCACCACACUUGAGCCCUGGGCCUUCAAGGACCUGCUGAGGCUGAAGGAGCUCAUCAUGGUAAGCACAGGGUUGAUGACAGUGGAGCUCCAUGCCCUUGGAGGCCUCCGACAGAUCCGGGUCCUCAACUUCUCCUCCAAUGACCUGCAGACUUUGGAAGAGGGCUCCUUCCACUCUGUCAACAGUCUGGAGACCCUCAGAGUGGAUGGGAACCCCCUGAUGUGUGACUGCCGUCUGUUGUGGAUCCUGCAAAGACGCAAGACCCUCAACUUUGACGGCAGAGUGCCGGUGUGUGCGGGGCCGGUGGAGGUGCAAGGGGUCAGCCUCAGCGCCUUCACCGAUUCUGCACUCUUCGAUCACUUUACAUGCCAGAAACCUAAGAUACGCAACCGUAAGAUGCAGCAGGUGAUUGCUCGCGAGGGCCAGCCAGUGAGUUUUCUGUGUCGAGCUGAAGGAGAACCAGUACCUGCUAUUGUCUGGAUUUCCCCACAGCGCAGACGGAUCACAGCUAAGAGUUCAGGGCGCAUUACUGUUCUCCCGAGUGGCACCCUGGAGAUCCGCUACGCUCAGCUUACCGACAGCGGGACGUACAUCUGCAUCGCCAGUAACGCCGGAGGCAAUGACACCUACUUCGCCACACUCACAGUGCGAGGCCAGCCACUAGAUGCCGCCUCAGCCUUCUUUCUCAACCGCUCGCUGUACAGUGGCGACUUCUUCAACGACACAAAUCUGAACAGCACACGUGUUUUUCUCAAGUUCACCUUGGACCUGACCACAAUCUUGGUCUCCACAGCAAUGGGUUGCAUCACCUUUCUGGGAGUGGUCCUCUUCUGUUUCCUGCUGUUGUUCGUGUGGAGCCGAGGACGCGGCCAACGCAAGAACAACUUCACAGUGGAGUACUCUUUCCGGAAAUCUGAGCCAGCCACUGGAGGCUCCUCGGGAGGGACCAGGAAGUUCAACAUGAAAAUGAUAUGAAACAACGCAGCCAGGGGUCCCUCGGGGGAGGCAUGAGCACGUCCCAAAAACGUGUUUGACACACGCAAACACACACAGCCACUGACUCGCAAAGAAGUCUGAAAGCACAAUAUAAGUCUAUGGUUCUGUUCAAAAUUUAGCGCCCCACAUCAAAAACUGGAGCCAUGACUCGAUUUGGUUUGAUUUGUAAAUGAAAACAAAAUGACCCUGAUCUCUCUGCCUCUCAGUGGUUUAAUUCAGCUUGUGGUGAAAAGCAUGUUCGAAGGAAGCUGUAACGAACUACAGUAUUGAUAGAUUUGAAAGAGCGACUGGUCAUGCAUGAUAUGACCAAUAGUUAAGACUUUUAGGAGAUAAGUUUUGGAAAUUGGCAUGAUUAUUGAGCUGUAGGGUACUGGUAGUCCUGUCCCUUGGUUACAUUAAUGAGAAAAUAAAUUACAUUUUCUUCUACCUUUAAAGUUCCAGUCUGGGAUUUUAAAAGAAAUGUUUUACAGGGAGACUAGGCUACUAUCCAUUUAUAGAGGUUGUAGCUAUGCUCUUCUAAAGUCUGCCUUGUUAAGAAUCGUGCACAUAGAAGUACAGCUGAAAGUUAAGUUGUAAGUUCAAACCACUGAAUAAAACAAAUUGUUUUGAAGACAGUUUGAACAUGUUUCUCUAUACAACAGCCACCUUUAUUCAGUCUGACCACAGCUGAACAGUGAGGAGGGUUCUGUAGGGUCAAUGAACAUUAUCAAAUGCCAUUUGUUUUAAUGAGCUACAGCUACAUGCAUGUAAACUAUGGUCUGAUAAUAACAUUUUGGAUCAUUCACAUAAAUAAGACAAAAGUGAUUCGGCCUUUUCUUUUCUUCUUUGUGAGAUUUUGCGACAACAUUAGCUGUGUGAGUUUGGGACGAGCGCACUGGCCGAGAGCUGCUGUGGCUGCCCGUGGGCCUGAAGGGUUUGGUUAGGAAGUCAAGCCCACCAGACACGGGCCGCCACAGUUACCAUAGCAACCAACGCAAGAGAGAGGAAGGGGGACUGAGGGCUGGUGGCCACAGGAGAGUUGCUGGGUAGAAGAGGAGAGAGAGAGAAUAAAAUAAGUCAAUGUGACCUCUUCUUUCUCUCCAAGCCUCGCUCAGGCUUUUUUUUCUGACCCUCUCCCUUUCCAGGAGAGGUUCGACCUGCCGGGCCUCCACCCUCUGUCCCUGCCCUCUGCUGUGCUGGUGGAUGCCUGACCUUCUCAGCGCUGCCAGGGGGGAGCAGCCUGGAGAGUCGGGUGAUAACUCAGAGGUAGACAGAGGACACACAGUUACACUGUAGGGGUCUUCAACAUAAACAUAAAGACACACUCAUCCUAAUAGUGGAAAACACACAUAGCAACACAUGUAUAGCACCUUUUCUCAGGAAAAGUGAAAUAACUACCCAACAGAGCGAGUGUAACUACACACAUACUUACUCUGUUAAAGUCUAACAUUCCAGCAAUACUGUACGUAGAGCCAUAAAUAUAAAAUUCAUUCUCUGAGAGAGAACUGAUGUAAAUUUGUGAAGAAACAAAGCCAUAGUAUGUGUAGGUUGUUUUUUAUACAGUAACAUGUGCAUGAUUCAGUUAUAUAAUAACAGUUAUUGCUAUUGCCAUCUUACAAGCUGUCAUGAUGAUCACAAGACCAUCUGCUGUCACUGGGCUUGCAUAAAAAUGCACCACAUACACACACACACAAAGAGAUAAACCCACAUUAAGGUUAUGUGGCUUUAAACAGUUACACAUGAAUAAACAUGUAACUUAAAUAUAAAGCAGUGUGACGCUGACUGCCCUCUGUCUGUCUCUGAGACGGUCGGUGUGCGAAUGUCUCUGCCCCCCUAGCCCAGUGCAUCCCCCCCAACUCACCCCCUACCCCCCCAUACACCCCCACUGGGUCCUCCUUUUGGGAGGGGUCCCUGGCUGGAGACCAAGGAUAAAAUGUAAAUGAAGUCGUGUUAACCCUACCCACGCCAUGUGCAUCGUAUAGUGGAGAGUAGUACUGUGGUUUUAAAAACGUUAUAAAAAAAAACAACAACAAAAAACUUUAUUUAAAGUGUUCUGUUGCUUCUUGUUUGUCCUCCACUUUUAAUUUCCUCAGUUGUUGUUCUCCGUGACCUUUUGGCUGUUUACAGUUUUAAAGUUCCUCGUCCUCCGUGGGGGACCGUUCUGUUCUCAACACCUAAUAACCUUCCCAUGCACUAGACAGUGUGUGCUCCCAUUUCAACGUGCAUAUCAGCUGAAACCAGGCAGAGCAAUAUCAUGAAGAAAAGAGACUUAAUAUAAAGUUGUUAAAUUGGAGGUGUCAUAAGAUAGCCUGGUGAAGAAAAAAUAUCUAUUUUUUCUGACUUUCAUCUAAAUGUAAAUUUAUCUACUGGAUAGAUUUUCCUUGAAGUUCAAACUUAGCCUUGUUCAAAGUAUAACUAACUAAAGAUUUAUACAGUAAAUUAACAAACCACACACACUAGUUCUCACGUAUAGACAAAAUGCUGUUCAAUAAUAAUAAUGUGUUUUUAAGAUAGCAACGUGAAAAACAUUAUGCUAAGCAGCAUAAUCAGAUAUUAAUUAUUCCAAACUGCACGAAUAGGUACUAGCUAACUCUGAAACACGUCACGUAUGCAUAACGGAAUCAUACCAACAUUUACAAACUACUGACAGUGACUUUAUUAUUUGUUUUACUAGUCAUUUCUGAAGCUAUUUUGUGAUGCUACAGUGACUUUUGACAGUGACAGAUAUUCCCUAGUACUCAACAUAUCACUAAGCAAAAAAGAGCUACCUGAUUUACUAAGUCACUAGUUUGAAAGUAGCUAGUUACUCAGAAUUUAGUGCUACAUUUACAAAAAGCUAGCAUAGCAUAUGAAGUAAUGAAAUCGCUGUAUCUGACCUGUUAGUGCCAGUAAUGUUGGGCUAAAUAUUUUAAUAAUAUUGGUUAGCGUGACUGUAUUUCAUUCUAAAUUAUUACUAAAUCUGACACACAUAUUUAACUAUGUUUGCAAAUAUUGAUACCAAAGUCAUGCAUUCAUCUACAAAGAGUUAACUUUAAUUCUGUUAUACAGCUCAUGACUUUCAGUGUACAUGUACUAGUUGAUUAUUGUACGGUGUCACAGAUAUUUCUUGGCAACAGGUUUACACAUUACUUAAGUCUUCAUGAGCGAAGAUAUUUGGAGUUUUAAUGUUAUCCCUGAUUUUAAAAAAUCACAAAUUUUAAAAUAUUACUAAGUGCUACACACAAAUUAGUGACUGAUUUACAAAUACCUGCUGCUGUUCAGUUCAUUGAUGUGUGCAAUUUGUCAGGAGGGCUUGUAAGUACACAUUGUAUCUUGUAUCUGUUUUAAGGUGUUAUACUGUGAAAACAUUGGGCAUCGGUGCUACAUCCACAGCACUGUUUAAAGAAAAGUUUGUGGUUUGGAAAUAAUUUGCCCCAGGUAAAUGAGAACCUCAAACUCUCAAAACUUUUGCAAAAUAAAUCCUGCAAACUCAAUUUUUGUCCCUUGUGAGGGAUGAUGAAAUUGCGGCUUCUGUGUCAGGAUGAAUAACUGAACAGCUUUUAAAGAUUCAUGAGGCCGAAUGAGAAUAGAUGAACAAAUUGGCCUGGUUUCCACACCGCCUUUAACAGUGUCAGUGGCCAUUUUUUGUGUUGAGAACAGGACGUCGCCUUCAUGAAUGUUUCCUCUCCCUGAGCCGUCCCUUUUGUUUUUCCAUUUCCCGUAUUUCUCGGUGAAAACUAGGUUUAGAAGACAGCGAGAAUGUCUGUAGUGACUGUCGAUGGUGUUGUUGUGUAAACAUCAAUCACAAAUGUAAGCGUAGAUGAGGGUGUGUUUCAUUUUAUUAUCUACCCCUCUUUACUGCCCCUCCUCUCCUCUUCCUGUACCCUGUCUUCUUAACAUUUCCAACCUUCGUUGUCCCUGUUCACAGUAUUAGGCUGGAAUAUGGUUGUGUGGUAGUAGACACGUGUACUGUGUGGUCGGUGAGUCAGUGUUGUCGUGUUAUGAUUUGUUGCUCCUUGUGAUCACCAUCAAACACGGAGCAGUGAUUGGAUCAGUGGAGACAAAAGAUGAUGAAAGGGGUGACCCAGGUUCCCUACUGAAAAAAACAAACAAACAAAAAAACAUGGUUCCCAUUUCAUGCCCUACUCAUUCCUGAAGACCCAUUUCUGGAACUUUCCCGCUCUGCACAGUGCCACUCUGGGAUCUUUCUCUGGAUAUGAAAACCCAUGGACUGUACUGUAUGUAUUUUCUCUGAUGAUAUCUUGUCACACUUUAACUUACACAUGUAGAAAGGGGUGGUGGUUGUUGUAAUACCGUGACUGUGAGCCUACACUCACUUUCUGCCUACUGUGGUACACUGAGUCAUUUCGACAAGGAGUAGCAUUAAAGCAGUCCAUUCACUGAAAACUGACAUUUUCAUGUUGGUCAGGGUUGAAAAUAAGUGCUUGUACUUAUUCAAGCCUCAUAAGUCCUUGGAAGCUGGAAAAACUCAUUUUGCUUCAAACUAAAUCCUCUUGAAAAAAAAUCUUUCCUGUCCCAACCAGAUUGAAUAUCCUCCCAUUACCAAAGGCUAUAGGAACAAUUAAACAUUUAAAUGAUUGAACUGACACUUUGCCAAACAAUUGUUCAGCAGCCCUCGAUUAAAAACAGUAAAAAGGUGCCAGUACAAACAGCUUUUGCAGCCAAGGCAUCACCUCAGUCUGGCUGACAGAUUCUCAGUGUUUGAGAAACCAGUGGAGCUGAGCUUGAUUCAUCUCCUCUGCCGGGAUACUUGAGAAAAACUAGGCUGAGCAAUCCCCCGCUCCCUCCUCCGGUUCGUCCUUGCCUGGGGUUGGUGUACUGUAGUCUAGACGCCCCAUUUACAACAGCAGCAGCAGCAGCCUGACUAUUAGGAUACCUUCCACUGGGGAACUCUUCAAAGACACAGACCAAAAUAAGACAAACCCUGAGCCACCAAUAAUCAAAGUGUCAUCACUGGUCAUGCCGGAGUUCUUCUUCUGUUUCUUAGUUAAAGGAGGCUUUGCUUUCAGUCCUCUCAAAAGAACAAUUUCAGUUUCACCUUUAGGCCUGCAUUUCUACAGUCUGGAGUUCCUGUUAUUUCAGACUCCAUAUUAGAUCUAAAUGAAUCCAUCUCCUGCUUCGGAUCAUCUACAGCUGCUGUUGUGAUUGGAUUAGAUAUGAGUUGAAUUAUCAGAGCUGAGAGGAGCAGUAAUGGGAUGGUGGAGAAGUGAGCUCAGCUGAUUGGGUAAUUACUUAGCCUAUUAGUCCCAUUUCCAUAACAGACCUCUCAGAAGCGAGUGUCAUACAAAUACCAUCUUAGUCAUUUGAUCGUAACUGUGGUGGUCUUCUCCAACUGGCCAAAGCGGUCAUUGCUAACUGAUAUUCAGGCAUAAUUGGACAUGCAGCACUGCUGAUGGAUUGUUCAAAGCACCUUGGGCAGGCUGCUUCAUCUUAACCUUGACCACAUGACAGCAUGUGCCCUCCUUUCUAUGUGACAACACUGACCCCAAGUGGUCAAUGUGAGUAACAGCAACAAAUAGGACCAUACUGUUGAUGCACCAGUAUUGUACGUGGUGGGAAAAUAAAUAAAUAAACAGCUUUGGGUCUCAUACGGUGAAAUACUGAAGAGAGCAAAUUGACUGUUAGCUUCAUGAGUCAGUGCUUUACUGAUUUUCUUAUAGCCAUAGCUUGAACUCCUCUCUGCUCUGGGUGUCUGAGACGCUGAUUGAAUUAUCAGGAGAGGCCUCCAUCCGAACAAAACCAGGACAAAAACAGGUCUGACCUGAUUUGCUGGGACAGAUACUUUCUGAUGCCCCCUCCAGUCUCACCGCCAUCACAACAAACAAUAACAAAUCGUAAUAAAACGUCACAGUAAUCAUUCUUUCUCUGUAUAUGACUGAGAGCUGAUCCACAAACGGACGGUUUCUCUCUAGAGGAAAAAAAAACACAAAAAAAACUUUCUUUCUUGUGGUCUUAGCAGGUUUAAUCUAUGCAUGCCUUUUGAAUACAGUUAUUGGUCUUACCAAACUCUCACCUACACGCGUACGGAGAGCUAUGGGUGCCAUUGUUGCUGGCCAUGGGACUGGUUGAAACAAACUUACUGUAAGAGCAAGUGUUUUUAAUCUGGUACAAAUAAAAGCCUGGGGUAGAUAAUCAUCUAUUCCUGUAUUCCUGAAUAUUUAAAAGGAGUGUGCAUCUUACAAAAGAAGCACUUGUUUACUUGGGAUGAUUGUACUUUUACACAUAUCUAUCCAUGCACAGAGGAUCUGCUCAGAUAUGUAAGUUGUAGAUAAAAAUGACUGAUAUUCCAAGCAGGACGGUGGGACUGAUCAAUGCUAUAUGGGGAUAGGAUUAUUAAUGGCAUACUUUCAUUGAUCUAUCUUGAACCUUGUCACUCUUCCACAAUCCCUCUGGAGUAGGAGGAGGCGUACAGAGCUCUUAUAGACCUGGUUGGCACUCAUUCCUAGGUUUCCACAUUACAAGCUCAUUUCACUUCUUUUAAGAACGAGAAGGUGCCACUGUUUUUUCCCAGGUCUGAGCUGAUGUACCGCUCUCUUACCUCUCCUACUCUUCAGAGUGAUAUGUUGUUGGUAUAGCUCUGUGUUUGUUGGAGUGCUCUAAUGGAAAAUAUUGAAGUUUAUGUCUUAAAUUUGGCUGGAGUUAAAGUAUUCUCUCUCCUCUGUCUUUUCUCUCUCUCUUUCUCUCUCUUUUCUCUCUCUGUCUUUUCUCUCUCUGUCUCUCUAUCAACCUGGCACCGACCUCGUUAAACAUUUCAGAACGUUUUUCAUCGAUCACAUUUGUUUUUUGCUCUAAUGCAUAUUUGUUCCUCGUUGACACGGUCAUUACUGACUUCUGAAACCUAGGAAUGGGUGCUGAGUGCUCCAACUAAAUGCAGAGCUAACAUAAAGGCAAGUUGUUGGGCUUGUCGAAUUGAAUGGUGUGAUCUGAUCAAUCAUAAUAAUAAAGACAGUUAUGUAGUAAGUACCAAACGAACAUUUCACUGUACCUGAAUUAUAAAAAUGUAUAUUUUGCACCGUGAUUUAUGGAUCCUUGGAUGUGAAGAACAGAAACUGUACAUAUUAGAUCUAUUAGCCAUAUCAUGUCAUCUAAUCUGUAGACCUUCUUGCCAUGUCUGACAGAGGACAAUGACUGUUGAACUGUAAAUAGUGUAGGUAUAGUAAUAUAGGAUUUUACUGCUGCUUCUUUUCUCCAGGGAUCGCCCAUGUUUUGCUCAGUCCCAUGGCUGCUUGGGAAGGACGAGACAAUAAUGUACUGUCAAUAAAACACAUAUGAGUUCUUUUUUUAUUUCAAUGUAUGUUUUAUAUACCGUCUGUCUUGUAAAUGAACUCCUUUUCGUCAUAAAAGCAUGAUGUCACUAUGUCA